Symbiodinium pilosum is the source of this 1074-nucleotide messenger RNA. The record is from the annotation of a GenBank genome assembly. Lineage: Eukaryota; Dinophyceae; Suessiales; Symbiodiniaceae.
AUGUACCAGAGAUGGUUGCGGAGCCCACUGGCAUUGCUCCAUAUUUCCUGGUCCAGGGCACUGGGAGUUGAUGUUGGUCUUCCUCGGGCUGAGCUGGCCCGUCCGCAGAGCAUGGCUGCGGAGGUGUCGGCAUCAGGGGCCUUGGUGCAGCGGAGAUACAUGCGGCAUGACUUCGAUUUCAGUACGGAGGCAGACUCUGAUGCUGUUGUCGAUCUGUACCAGUUGACGCUCCUCUCUGGUGCACAGAACAAAUCAACUGAUCAGGCGAUAGUCACGCAUGUUUGCGGAAAAGAUUGGGCGCCAGGGGCUUUGGCGCUGGGCGCGUCACUGAAAGCAGCGGGAACUUCCCGGAACCUGGUUCUAAUGGUCACCGACACAGUUGGCCGACGCUACGAAAAGCUUUUCGCAUCUGUGUUUGACAAGGUCUAUGUUGAGGAGCCAGUUACGCCACAUCAGAGCAUAACACGUGCGGGUGCUGACUGUGUAACGCUUCAGCUACGCGCUUGGCAGCUGCCGUAUAAGAAGGUGUUGUACAUGGACGCGGACAUGAUUGCACUGAAGACUCAUGACCCAGUCCUUGAUACAUUCAGCGAACUUAGCGCUCGACAGGAUUCCGGGCUGGCAAGUCAGUUCAACGGUGGCAUGUUUGUGCUGGAGCCCUCGGAGAAGAAAUUCCAGCAGCUACGGCGGCUACUAAAGAAUGCAGAAACACCUGAAUUCAGCAAUGGUGGCAUUCAGCAGUUCCUCAACCAUGCCUUCCCACCCUGUGAGGAAGGAACGCAUGUAGGCUGCUGGCAAGGAAAAAUGGACGACGUUUACAACAAGUUUACGAGGGACGUUAAGUCGCAAGAGCUCGAUGCAGACGAAGUUGCCUCCCUCCAUUUCAGUGGCGACUGGGGUGGCGCUCGCAAGCCAUGGAUGUCAGGCUGCCUGGUCAGAUCGGAUUCGUCAACCCACCAGAAGGGGUCACUCCAAGGUAGGCUGCUGGAGAUGUGGAUGAAUGCCUUUCAUCAAGUGCACGCGCCCGAUGGCCUCCAGGAUCUUCUGCACACUGACUGCCCUGGGGAGACCUGA